CAAUUAUUGCCCUGAACGAUGAUCAAGACUCGAGCAUCUCAUAAGACUUCCACCAUGACAACCACCAAACUCCCCCUCCCCGGCAAGCUCACCGUCGCCCAGCUCCAAUCCCUCUGCUCCUCCACCGGCCUCCCCCAGGCCGGUUCCAAACCCACCAUCCAACAAACCCUCCGCCAAGCAGCCCAAUCCGCCCAACACAUCCCCGACACCGCUCGCAUACUGAGCAUCGACCUCGGCCUCAAAAACUUCGCCUUCAGCCUCCUCACACCCGCCUCAAGCCCUUCAGAGAAGACACCCUUACCAACACCCCCCGAUUCAUCAUCAGUUCCCCAGGCAUUACUCCCACCCGUCACCCUCCACCACUGGAACCACCUCAACCUAACCACCCCCCUCCUCCCACAAGAUGACCCAGUCCAAUUCACCCCCUCCUCCUUAUCCUCACUAACCUACUCCCUCAUCUCAACCCACCUCCUCCCCUUGAACCCAACCCACAUCCUCAUCGAGCGCCAGCGCUUCCGUACCGGCAACGCCUCAAACAUAUUCGAAUGGACGAUCAGGGUGAACACGCUGGAAUCAAUGCUCCACGCCUGUUUUGCAACCCUCAAAGGGGUCGACUUAUUCCAUGGCAAUGUCAUUUCCAUCUCACCAAAGACAGUAGCCGGUUACCUCUUUCCCAAAAGUGAGGCCAAGGCCGAGGGAGGGGGGAAGAGCCAAAAUGCGUACCAUUUGUUGAAGGCGAAUAAAGUCGGUAUGUUGGGGGAGUGGUUACAGCAGGGGAAACUGAUAAAGCCACAGGACCAGGGGGCGGGGAUGGCAGAGGGUUUUUUGGAGGCGUGGAGGGCGAAGGGGGUGAGGGGGAAGAAGAAGAGGGAGAUGGAGGAGGGGGUGCUGGGAAGGGGGGUGAAGUUAGAUGAUUUGAGUGAUUCGGUGUUGCAGGGGAUGGUUUGGUUGCAGUGGCAGAGGAACUUGGAGGGGUUGAGGGGGGUGGAUUUUGGGGAGGAGGAGAAGGGGGUUGCGAAGGCGAUUAGCAAGGUGAAGAAAGGGACCGGGAGGAUCAAGCAUGUUGAUGUGCAUGAUGAGGGGUAUGGAGGGGUUGAGGUGGAUGCUGUGUUGGAGGGAGGUGGUGGGAAGAAGAAAUCGGGGAGGAGGAAAAACACCGUCGUGGCUCAGGAAGUUAUUGAUGAAGUGGUGUUGUUGGAGACUCCAAAGAAGAGUCGUGGGCGGUCCAAGAAGGUGGAGGGGAUCGAGGAGGUGGAAGAUACUGAGACAGCCGGAACAGAACCGGUCAAAAAGCGGCCUGGUCGACGGAAAAAGGCGUCAGUCGAAGAAGAGAAUGUUGAAGAGGUUGUGCUGGAGGCAGAUGCUAAGAAAAAAAGCCGUGGUAGGCCAAGGAAAGCAGCUGUUGUUGGGAGUGACAAAGUUGAGGUGGCAGCGGCUGAGAUGAAAACUUCCAGAAGAAGGUCAGCUCGAAUUGAAUCGAACGAGGAUGAUAUCGUCUUGAUAUAA
Molecule: messenger RNA, 1506 nt
Organism: Podospora pseudopauciseta
Lineage: Eukaryota; Fungi; Ascomycota; Sordariomycetes; Sordariales; Podosporaceae
Exons: 2
Coding region: 19-1506 (495 amino acids)
Cellular component (GO): mitochondrion
Molecular function (GO): DNA endonuclease activity; flap-structured DNA binding; Y-form DNA binding
Source: RefSeq, a predicted model, not a curated record